Rhopilema esculentum is the source of this 4643-nucleotide messenger RNA. Its product is annotated as leucine-rich repeat-containing protein 47. Gene Ontology annotation, cellular component: cytoplasm. The record is from RefSeq and is a predicted model, not a curated record. Gene Ontology annotation, molecular function: protein binding. Lineage: Eukaryota; Metazoa; Cnidaria; Scyphozoa; Rhizostomeae; Rhizostomatidae.
GCUGUAUAGCUGUAUCCAUGUGGAAUUACAUCUGAAAUCUCGCUCACUUGGGUUUGUUUCGAAGGUGAUGUGCAUUAAGAUUUGAAACCUUUUUGUCCUAAAGUUAGAUAAAUCAAAAUGAGUCAAGGGUGUUGGAGAGAAGUAACACGUGCUAUUGACGAGAAAAGACAUGAGCUGGUCCUUUCAGAUCAAGACGUGGCGAGCCGCUAUCAAAAUGGUGGACUGGAUAUGAGAAUUUUUGAAAUAAAAUCUCUGAACUUCUUGCAGAUAUCUAACGUCAACUUAUCAUCAGUACCAGAAGAAGUAGGUGACUUAACUAAUUUGAAAAACUUAGCUUUGCAAGGAAACAAGAUAAAAGAACUCCCAGACACUAUUGGCUCUCUGACACAAAUCAAAUUCUUUGAUGUUUCAACGAACGAGUUGGCAAAGGUUCCAGAUUCUUUAGGACGUUUACAAGCCUUACACACAUUAAAUCUAAGCUGUAAUAAUCUAACGAGUCUUCCAAACUUAGAGUUGCUUGCGAAUUUGGCCAUUCUUCGAAUCGAUCAUAACAAACUCCCGAGUUUGCCAGAAGGCAUCUAUACUCUGGAGCAUCUAAUUGAGAUUCGUGCCUCCCACAAUCUAAUUCACUCCAUCACUGAAGAAAUAAGUCAGAUGGAAUCAUUAAAAAUUCUGGAUAUUGCUAACAACCAGUUGAAAGAGCUGCCAGGACAGCUGGCUAUUUGUCCGAAGUUGAAAGAUCUUAACCUAAAGGACAAUCCACUGACAGAUAACAGAUUACGUAAAAUGACUCUGCAAUGCAACACAAGAGCUAUAUUGGAUUUCAUAGCUUCACAUUCAGCUGAAGCUGCCAAAGGAAAGAAAGGGAAAAAGAAAAAAACAGGAAAGGCCAAUGUGAAAAGUGACACUUUGGAUGAGACCGCAAGGAAAAUCCAUGUGCUGCACAAUAUCAAGGAAAAAAAGUGUGUUGUCUUUAAGGAGGUUUUGAAAGAAAUAAGGCCAUUUAUUAUCUGCACAAUAGUGAAGAAUUUAGAUCUCAGUGAUAUUCAGAAGUACAAAAAGUUUAUUGCAAUACAGACUAAGAUUCAUGACACAGUCAGUAAUGGAAGAACAAGUUCAACCAUUGCAACACACACUGCAAGUAAUUUGGUAUUCCCAUUGGUUUAUGAUGGAAAAAACCCUGAAGGUAUACAGAUAGCUCCAAUAGGCAGUGACACUGAAUUAUUAGCCUCCCAAUACGUACAAAGACUCAAAGAACAAAGAGAACUAGAGCAAAAGAAGAAGAAAAGAAGUCAAGCAUCUGGUGUAUAUAGGUUUCUUGACUUACUCGAAGGUCAAGAAUUGUAUCCUUGCUUGAUAAGCAAUGAAAGAGUUAUUUCUUUACCACCAAUUACUAACAGUGAUGCAACAAAGGUGAACCCAUCAAUUGGUGACAUCUUAAUUGAGGUAACAUCAUCAGUCAGUCUUGCAGCAUGUAAAGAAGCAAUGGAAAAGUUACUUGAAGAGUUGUUUCUGCUUGGUUACAUUUCCAGCCAAUUUUCAGAAGUGGCAGCAAAUGUCGGCACUGGACUUGUUGGACUGCUCUUGGAACAAGUGAGAGUUGAGCAUGAGGAUGGACAACUGAGAUCUGUAUAUCCUUCAAGGGCUGACUUGAAAUUUGAUAAUAUUGCAGUGUCACAUGUGGAAUGAAUUAAUUAUUCUUUCAUACCAAUCAGAAAUCAUCCUUUCAAGUCAACUGACACUAUGUUUGUUUAACCAAACAAUUAGCCAACCCAUAAUGUUCGAAUGUAACCUUGUUAGCAACAUAAGAAAUCAACAAAUUGAGUACAUAAGAAGUUUUAAUAGUCUGGCAGAGUUUGUUACAGUAUGACCAUAGUAUCAUUUUCACAUGGAAAUUAUUGUCUCUAUAAAAUUUGGCCUAUCAACAGGGAUAAGAAACAAAGAGCAAUGUGCAAAUUUAUUUUGUUUAGCCUGUUCACUGAAAAGUUUGCAUUUUUCCUUCAUUGAUCGAUACACGAUUGCACCUUUUCUGGAGGUUUUUUUAGACCACACAGAAAAGUGCAUUAUGGUAUGCCUUUGAAGAGCUUUCUGGUCCCAGUUCUCUUUUCAGACCCUGGCAAUUUAAUCUUCAUGUUGAGAUUCUUGUAUGAAAACUUUGGUUUCGGGGAAAAACUUUGUAUGAAACGUCUACCCUUUUCAUUUUCAAGGUCGCAAUUUCAGAACUUAAACAAUUGCAUUCCUGAUAUAGAACAAUAUGAACUUUCCUUGGUUCUGUGUUGGGGAGGUGCUCUUUGAGGAAAAAGCGUUGUCAAGCUUCCAAAGGGGCGUGCCCGCAAAAUUAAUUUACAAUCGAUGGACUCUUUACGCUUUGUAUUCUACAAUGCCGCCUUACUGUUGUUUUCAUGUCAUUUUGCAAUAGAUAUAUUAUGUAUACGUGUAUAAAAAUUACAGUUAAAAUGCUGUUUGCCAAACCGACGUUUUAAAACCGGUUGGCUUUAUGCAGAAAAGAAAAAUUCUUACCUUUGCCUCGAUAGAAUGGAAUAAUUCUAAUUCUUACUUUAAAUAGAAAUAAAAAGAGCAAGUAUUAAAGUACUUGAAAUCUUUCUUUGACAGAGGUAAUGGGGCAACAUGACAUUUUUGUUUCCAUUUCUCAAGCUGUUUAGGAGGCUGGCUCCACAUAACGCGAAUGACUGAAACUAAUUUUUUAACAAUUGUCGAGCGUUGGUCAAAAACAACAUCCCUUUCGUCAAAGCUUCACUUUCUUCCAUUUAGAAUGGACGGAAUUGGCCACAGAAACUUUAAUAAAUUUUUUAUCGAACUCUACGCUUACAUAUAAAAAGACUGAUAUGGCCAAUAUAUAGAAUUAAUUUCUAGAGUAGGAGGUCGUUCUGGAAUCCUUUGGAUACAAAACCAGGUCCAAAAGUAUGAAACAUCCCUUUAGCUUCAUUGAAUGCGUACCCCUGCAUCAAAAACGUCGACAUUGUUUAACUAGACGAAAUGGAACCAAGGAAAAAUUACGAAUACUAUGAAGAAUUCCCUUUUAACGGUUUAUGAGAGUUCAGUUUCUUACCCAACGUCACUUUGAGUUAUUAGAAAAACAUAUAAAUCGUCUAAAUGAAUUUAAUACUGGACGUAUUUACAAAGUGGUGUCCUAUUUCGUUCCAGCCCCCUUUUUUGAAUUUAUGCUUCUAAUGCCGACCUCCUGCAUGAAACAUUUGAGAAAUAUAAUUCAAAAAGACAAAAAAGGAUCUAGAAUAUAUAGCUGGCUUCUAAUAGAAUUAAAAUCAUUUGUGAAUGAUUGUGAUAGAUAAUAAAUCUUUCAAAAACAUGAUAUAAUUUUUAAGCGAGGAAAUAUACAAAAUAAAGGUUUGAAUUCCCAAAUUCUGUAGUAUGACUCUAAAGAUUAAAAGAUAAAGUCUGUAGUAUGGCUCUAAAAAUGAUUUAAAUGUUAAUGGACAAAUAUUAAAAAAUUUUUUUUCUUUAAUUUACAAAAAAUGAGCUAAGGGUUGUUUUCUGAUUUCAAAGCAUUGAUUGUGAGCACAUAAGCUAUUCCAAUUUUUCAGUUUUAUGUUGUUUAAAAGCCCUUUUUUAGAAUGAAUAUGUGGUAAUAUUGUUUUUUGGUAUUUGUUACUACCAAGCUUCCAAAGGGAGUUUUUAGGACACUGAGAAUCUGUAAUUAGCGAGGGUUGGCCUGAUGGAAACGUUCCCCACUCUAUAUGAAACGUCAUAUAAGUGACUCUAACAGCAGACCUUGAAAAUGGCUUUGAAAAAAGCACUUUUCUUUGUCGAGGAGAAUAUUCUCCAUUUUUUGGAUGUAGUCCUUUUUGUUCAAAAUAACCACUCCUGACCCUUUAUCAGGCUUGGUGAUAAAGAUGUCAUUAUUAGACCGUAGAGAUUUUAAUGCUUGAAAAUGUUCUCUAUGCAAAAGAAAAUAUGAGUGGUCGAUGGGAGAGCCACUGUAAGCGUACGCCAAAUCGCUUAGUCGUGCUCGUAACAGCAGAUCCUUGAAACUAACACCCGUGACUCCAACCACCGAGCCAUCCUCACAUACACGUUUUUUUAUAAGAAAAUAUUUCAUUAGAAAGUUGUGCUAGUUUCUUCAAAAAGUUAAGAAAGUUCAGGGCUGGAUCUUUGAAACCUAAGCAAGUUGAAAAAUUUAGAUAUUCAAAGUUUCAAAGAAAAUUGUGAUGAAAGAGUGAAAUAUUUCAACAAUACAGUAAUGUGCUGAGCAGGAAACGACGAAUACAGUAUGACGUUGAGGGUUUUGAGAAAUAUGGCAUAUUUAUAGCAUAUUUCUAAUGCUUAGUAACGUAAAACUUUCAAAUUUUACGUUAAGAAAGUUUUAGUGCUUAAAUUAGGAAAUAGCUACGAGAGUCUUAGGGCUGGGCUGAAAAAACUUUCCUAUUAAAAAAACGUUUAUGCUGCUUACUGGUUACUGACUGCUUCAUUUUUCAUGUUUGUUGUGAUAGCGAUAAGUCUGCGGGCCUAAAAAGGCUUAUUUCGGGAUUUGGAUGAGACUAAAAAGUGAGGGAAGCAAGAUAAAGCUUAUUGGUUCGAGAUUUUAAAGAAGACAGGUUAUAAGAGUCUCGGAAACCAGGGUAAAGCGUUUCAAAUUUCCAUAGGAAAUGAGUUGUAGAACAAUG